AAAUGGCGGCCGUGGCCACCGAGCCAGGAGCUACGGCGAUUCGAACAACAGCGACCACCGACGACGGCUCACCGGAACCGGGCACCAGCGGCUCGGGUCACAUGCUAGUCUCCCAGGAGCCCGAUCAGGCCGCGGAGCUGCGUAGCCCUCGCUCGGGAGACGGUGGGGGCGGGGAGGAGCGCCGCCAUGUCGGGCCGGAGCCGGAGCCGGAGCCGGAGCCCGCGGGGGGGAAAGUCCAAGGUGAGGCCGCCGCCAGCGACCAACUCGUCCAGAACCGGAUUGGCACCGGGAGGGAAGCGGCUUGGAACGGCUCGGUGCAGGCGCAGGCGGCGGCGGCGUGCCGCAGCAUCCUCGAGCAGCCCAAGCCCUCCUCCUCCGCCGUCUUCCUUCACUCCUUCCCGGCCGCCCGGCCCCCGCCCGGCGCCGAGGCCGGCCUGUCCCUGGCGGAACCGGCGGAACCGACCACGAACGCCGCGGGCCGGGACCGGGGAUACCCGGCUUCGGUCCAACCGGAGCGGAGGCCCGCUGCUUCUCAAGACGGUACCGCGGAGGGCGAUCCGGAGACGGGAUACGGCGAGCCCGAGAAGGGGGACGCGUGUGGCGGCUUGCGAGAACCGCCGAAGCCGGACGCCAACCCGGCCGAAGUCGCUCCGUGCGCUCCGAGGCUCGGCGGCCGCGUGCAGGACCUGAGCCUCAGCCUGGGCUCCGAGGUCCGGGUCUCCUUGGACCACGUCAUCGAUGACGCGCUGGUUGUGUCGUUCCGGGUGGGGGAGAAGCUCUUCUCCGGGGUUCUGAUGGACGUUUCCAAAAGGUUCGGACCGUACGGAAUUCCCAUCACGCCGUUUCCCCGGCGCGAAGACCAUAUUCGACCUCAGAGGGCGGCGGUCCCCGCGGAGGCCGCCGCCCCCACGUCCCCAAAGCGGGAAGUGCCCGGCGAAGACGCGCCUCCUCGCCCGUGGACCGCCAAGCCGCCGCCGCUGUUCCAGGAGGGGGCGCCGUACCCGCCCCCGCUGUUCAUCAGGGACACCUACAACCAGGCGUUACCUCAGCCGCCGCCUCGGAAGAUCAAGCGGCCCAAGCGGCGCUACCGCUGCGAGGAGCCCACCUCCAUCAUGAACGCCAUCAAGCUGCGCCCCCGCCAGGUGCUGUGCGACAAGUGCAAAGGCGUGGUGGCGGCGGCCGGGCGGCGGACGGGCCCCGUGGACCUGAGGGGCGAGGAGGCGUCGCGGCGGGGGAAGGCGGCGGACGGGCCCGUGUCCGCCGAGGUCAAGCGACUGAGGAGCGACGACAAGAGCGGCCGAGGCGACAGACGGGCCCCGUCGGGCACGGGGGGGUCCGCCGCCUCUUCGCCGUCCUCGUCCGCGUCCAUGCGUCUCAAGCUGAACUCUAAGAAGGUUCUUGGCAAAGGAACCUCAGCGGAUCGCUCCAAAGCUCGCCAGGUUCUCAAGAAGAUGGCGCGGAACUCGCAGCCUCCGCCGCCGCUCGGCGAGAACCAGGACAGAGAGGGCGGCGGCGGCAAGGCCCUGACGCGCGCCGCCGCCUUGCAGAACCACAACCAGAAGGUCCACUUCACCCGCCGCCUGCAGCACCUUAGCGGCGCUCUGGUCGGCCCCGCCUCGCACACGGCGCUGCCGCCUCGAAUGCGCCUCAAACCCCAAAGGUAUCGUACCGACGACCCUCAGGGCCCCCCCCCCUCCUCCUCCUCCUCCUCCUCCUCCUCCUCCUCUUCUUGCGCCUCCUCUUCCUCGCCUCCCAAACACAACGCUCGCUCGGCCACCUCGAGCCCAGACCUGCCCGCGUUCAACCCCGUACCGCCGCCCCCGCGCCUCGCCCCCAGUCCGACGCCGCCCUCUUCUUACUGUGCUGCUACGGAGGACAAGGAGGCUCCGCCUCCUUCGGAGACCGUAGACCUCCCCCCGCCCCCGGACCCGGCUUCCUUAGUUCCCCCCUGCCCGUCCUCGGUGGAGGCGGCGCUCGGCGACAAGGAAGGAGGUGAACUGAAACGGCGUCGCAAAUCUUCCACGUCGUCGUCCUCUUCCUCGUCGUCGACGUCGUCGUCCUCCGUCUUCUCCAAGUCGGUGUCAAAAUGUCUGCUGCCCGACGGGCGCACCGUGUGCGUGGGCGACAUCGUGUGGGCCAAAAUCUACGGCUUCCCCUGGUGGCCGGCGCGGGUGCUGGGCAUCACGGUGGCGCGGCGGGCCAACGCCGUGUCGGCGGCGACGAGGCAGGAGGCGCGCGUGUCCUGGUUCGGCUCGCCCACCACCUCCUUCCUGCCGCUCUCGCAGCUGUCGCCCUUCCUGGAGAGCUUCCAGUCGCGCUUCGACAGGAAACGCAAGGGCCCGUACCGCCGCGCCAUCUCCGAGGCCGCCAGCGCCGCCAAGCAGCUGACGCCCGAAGUGCGCGCGCUGCUCACGCAGUUUGAGACGUAGCGCUAGCCCGGGCCGUCCUCUCGCCCUUUGCUGCAGGAAGUCACGCGUGCCCCCGCCCGCUUGCCCCUAUUGUAAGAUUCCUUAUUUUGUUCCUCCGAGGCGAGGCUUCUCUCCACGGAGGUUCUUCGGCCGUUGCUCGGCAGAUUUCAAGCGGCUUUGGCAUCUCUGUGCCAAGCCGGCGUUUCCCAACCUUUAUUGAGCCAAAGCAAACAUUUGAGAUUCGAAAAGAUCUCCUCCUGCACAAAACUCUCACAAAAGGUAGAAUAAUUAAGUCGCUUCUGAGCAAUUUCAUUGUUCUCCCUGUCACUACAGUGGACCCCCGUUAUGGGGGGGGUUUAGAUACCGGGCCCGACCGCCAAUAGCGCAACUCUGCAAAUUAUUGACAUCUAUUACAAUUUAAACCCCCCAAAUUCUUGAAUAAGCUCCCACAUCCCCAAAACCUGCACGGUAGGUUACUUGAAGACUGAAUUGUCAGUAGGUGUGAAUGGUUGUUUGUCGAUAUGAGCCCUGCGAUGGGCUGGCGACCGGUUCAGGGCGUAGCCCGCCUCCCGCCCGCAGUCAGCCGGGAUGGGCUCCGGCACGCCCGCGACCCGCGUGACGGAAAAUGGAUGGAUGCCGCCAAGAAGCGCUUCCCAUACAAGACGGCGGUUGCCCCCCAAAAAUGUGAAAACAAAUCAGUGAACAUGAGAAUCCGCGGGUGCCGCGGCGCCAGUAUGCGGGGGUCUGCUGUGUACGUCGCCGGCAUAGAUAGAAGAACAAAGCUAGAGCGGACCUCCUCACGUUCGCAGAUUUGGGGGGGGGGGGGGGAGUUUUCUUUGUUUCCAUGGGAAUUCUAAAUGAGCGUCAAGUAUUUGCAGGUAUUCGUGGUCGGGCCCAGUCCCUAUCCGCUUCGGAUUGUGGGGGUCCGCUGUACGUUGUUUGGCAAAAUAGCUACUUUUUGGACCACUUCAGUAAAAUAACAAUUUUUCCCGCAACACACCUGACGUUUUCUCACGGCAGACGAAUGUCGCUAAAACAAAGUUGGGAAGGGAGGACGAAAACCUCGAGUACUUUUGUAGCAACGUGACACGAUUCCCCAAAAAUGAGAAAGUCUGGUUGGACCGGCUACUUCAACCCGCCAAGAAUUUUGAAAAUCGGGUGAUGGGUUGUGAAGAGUUUUUUACGUUGGGGGGAAAAAAACUCUUUUUGGGGAAGGGUUUGUGUGAUGUCAUCUAUGGGCAAUUGGGUCAAACACCACCCUUAACCAGCGCUGUUUUGCUCAGGUUUUUGGACCGGAUUUUCUCCAGGCAAUAGCGCACAAAAACAAUCAUCAAAAAGUUUUUCGUGAUUCACACUACUGCUGCAAGUAAUCACUGUUUUCCUCAUCGAUGAAGCGGAGUAUUAUUUUCCCCGAAAUUGAUGGCGAUUCACUUACCGGUUUGGUCCAAACAUCCGUCAGAAAAUUGGCAAAAAAGGUUUUCCAAAGUCAAAGCAGAUGUUUGCAAAAGUUUGAUUUUGAAAAGCGACAAAGAUUUGACGGAGGACGACAGAAAUCGGGGAAUAUUUUGUGCUGCGAGCGAUUGAUUGAGUGGUUCUGAAAGGUUUCCCCCCCCCCCCCCCCCCAAGUACCACCCGCAAAUGUGCUUGGCUCUCCGUGCACUACCGACAUUAAAGUACAACGGCACGCGAGGCCCAAGUGUUGUUCAAGAAGCCGAUGUAUUCCCUGCGCUGUGAACAUUUUGCGCCGUUCGAACGUCAAUACUGUCGGAAAAUCAAACUGUUCUCGAAUAAUGCUUCAAAUACAAUGUAGUCCGCGUGAAAGUUACAAAUUGUACCCAAAUAAAAGCUUGAAAAGAUUAAGUCCAAAUGUGUAUUAUGCCAAAGUUAAAUACAACUAAAGUGUACUUAACAAAUGUCCUCUUCUGGAUGAAAAAAAAAAGAGAUUAAGCCCCGUUAACAAAAUGCACAUUUGAGUGAGGAGUACUCGUGCCACACUUUGAGAACCACUGGAUUAAUUGAUGACCUAAAAAAUGGUCGAUGACUUUGAUGAUCGAUUAGCUGUCGCUGAAUUUCGACAGCCGCUAAUGUGUUGUUGGGAAGCGCUGCGCUCAAAGCUAAGCUAGCCAGGGAGGUGAAAACGGUUUUGAUUUUUUUGUGCCGUGACGGAGACGAAGAACCGAUCCAAGCUGUGAAACUCUUCUCCAAACUGAGGUCGGGGGGCCUCAAAGCGGUUCGAGUCGUUCACGCGUGGUCAUCAAUCCCAAAUUGACGCCGCGGCGACGUUUGCCGGGCCAGCCCUCAGCCCCCCACUUCCUUCCUUUCUUCCGAUGAUGAUGAUGAUGGUGACGGUGACGAUGGUGUAUUUUCCCUCUCUGUUUGUCUCCUGCUCCACUUUGGGACUCUUUUUCCCGCCUGUUUGCAGAUCAGAGAUUCUGAACAAAAGCGAGUUUGUGUAAAUGUUUUUUUUU
Molecule: messenger RNA, 4876 nt
Organism: Phycodurus eques (leafy seadragon)
Lineage: Eukaryota; Metazoa; Chordata; Actinopteri; Syngnathiformes; Syngnathidae
Gene: pwwp2a
Product: PWWP domain containing 2A
Exons: 2
Coding region: 3-2429 (808 amino acids)
Cellular component (GO): nucleus
Molecular function (GO): histone binding; chromatin binding
Source: RefSeq, a predicted model, not a curated record